GGGCUGGGGAAGGGGGUCACCGCUAGCAGCAUCGGCGUCGUUCUCAAGAACUGCGGGCUUAGGGUCACCUCCAUCAAAAUAGACCCCUAUUUGAACACAGAUGCAGGGACCAUGUCACCGUUUGAACAUGGGGAGGUUUUUGUGCUUGAUGAUGGCGGCGAGGUUGAUUUGGAUCUUGGGAACUAUGAACGCUUUUUGGAUGUUACUCUCACCAGAGACAACAAUAUUACUACAGGCAAGAUAUACCAGUCUGUCCUCGACAAGGAAAGGAGAGGUGAUUAUCUUGGAAAGACUGUUCAGGUUGUCCCUCAUAUAACUGAUGCCAUAAAGGAUUGGAUUGAGUCGGUGUCUUCAGUUCCUGUUGAUGGAAAAAGUGGGCCAGCUGAUGUAUGUGUAAUUGAAUUGGGUGGAACUGUAGGUGAUAUAGAAUCUAUGCCAUUUAUCGAAGCUUUGCGCCAGUUAUCAUUUUCAGUUGGAAAAGAAAAUUUCUGCCUCGUUCAUGUGAGCCUUGUGCCAGUACUUGGUGUAGUCGGCGAACAGAAAACUAAGCCAACUCAACAUAGUGUGAGAGAACUAAGGGCGUUAGGCUUGACUCCUGACCUACUAGCAUGUCGCUCAGCUCAGCCUUUACUACACGGUACGAAGGAGAAGCUCUCACAAUUUUGCCAUGUCCCGGUAGCUAACAUUCUCAAUGUUCAUGAUGUUCCAAACAUUUGGCAUGUUCCACUCUUACUUCGGAACCAAAAUGCUCAUGAGGCUAUACUGAAACAGUUGAACUGUAUAAGCAUGGCUUCUCCCCCAGAUUUGCAGGCAUGGACGAAAAUGGCAGAAACAUACGAUAACCUUACAGAAUCUGUUAAGAUUGCUAUGGUUGGAAAAUACACAGGCUUAUCAGAUGCUUAUUUAUCUGUAAUAAAGGCUCUACUACAUGCUUGUGUUGCUUGCUCUAUGAAACCAUCAGUUGAAUGGAUUGCAGCGUCAGAUCUCGAAGAUGAAAGUGCACGAAUGACACCAGAAGCACAUGCUAAGGCAUGGGAAACUCUUAAGAGUUGUUCAUGCGUUUUGGUUCCUGGUGGAUUUGGUGAUCGUGGAGUGCAAGGAAUGAUAUUGGCUGCGAAGUUCGCCAGAGAGAAUAAAAUUCCAUAUCUUGGCAUUUGCUUGGGGAUGCAGAUUUCUGUUAUUGAAUAUUCGAGAUCUGUUCUGGGUUUGGAAAGAGCAAAUAGUGAAGAAUUUGAUGCUGAUACACCAAAUCCUGUUGUGAUUUUCAUGCCUGAGGGUUCAAGAACACACAUGGGAAGUACUAUGCGAUUGGGUUCUCGGAUUACAUUCUUCAAAAAUCCUGAUUGUCUCACUUCUAAGCUAUAUCAAAAUCCUGCCUGUGUGGACGAGCGUCAUCGUCACAGAUAUGAGGUGAAUCCUGAUUUUAUUGAACAACUUGAAGGUGCGGGGCUAAAGUUUGUGGGAAAUGAUGAAAGUGGAAGAAGAAUGGAGGUUUUGGAGCUACCUAAUCAUCCUUACUACAUAGGUGUGCAGUUCCAUCCAGAAUUCAAAUCAAGACCUGGGAGGCCUUCUGCCUUGUUUCAAGGUUUGAUACUUGCAGCAACAGGCCGAUUACAGGCGUAUCUGAGUAGCCUUCCAGAUUUGAGAUCAAAAGUCCCUCAACCACUUUAGUUUAUCCCCAGUUAAGUUUUGGGGAAUGUGUUAAGGAAGUUCGAGUUCGAGUUGAAGACUAAAAGCAUCAACAAAUGCGUACUCUGCAAGACAUUCCAUCUUGUACUUGCUGAAAUAUCUGAGCACAGAUUGCCUGCUCCUGGCUUUGCUUCAAACGUUGAGGAGGCAGUUUUCCAGGGCUAGUACGAGGUUGAUCAAUACAUAAAAGAUUCCCUCGCGUUAUGGGGAAAAAGUGAAAAUGUUUCUCUGUCAAACUUUCAUGAGAACUUGAUACAUCAUGUAACACUGUUAUGAUCUCUUAGUUUCUUUUUUAACAUCAUGUACUAUUUUCGAAAGCCAUUCCAUUGAUCUCCACACGUUUCUCU
Messenger RNA from Asparagus officinalis (garden asparagus), 2036 nucleotides. Its product is annotated as CTP synthase-like. Bases 112 to 1671 code for a protein of 519 amino acids. NCBI's taxonomy places the organism in Eukaryota, Viridiplantae, Streptophyta, Magnoliopsida, Asparagales, Asparagaceae. Gene Ontology annotation, molecular function: CTP synthase activity; identical protein binding. The record is from RefSeq and is a predicted model, not a curated record. The transcript is spliced from 23 exons. Gene Ontology annotation, biological process: pyrimidine nucleobase biosynthetic process; CTP biosynthetic process.